Molecule: messenger RNA, 1706 nt
Organism: Ostrea edulis (European flat oyster)
Lineage: Eukaryota; Metazoa; Mollusca; Bivalvia; Ostreida; Ostreidae
Product: ubiquitin-conjugating enzyme E2 S-like
Exons: 5
Coding region: 262-888 (208 amino acids)
Source: RefSeq, a predicted model, not a curated record
GACUUAGCAAUGAAAAUAAAUAUUAUAUAUAUUCUUAUUUCAUAAAUAAUGUUUAGGAACAGUGAUAAUUCUAUACAGGAAAUCAAUGUAAUUAAUUACUGAUUAUAUCGUAUUUCACGAACAUUUCACCAUAACACAUCUCGUGUGUAAACGUGAAUCCUCGACACUUUGAAAUUAGGUCAACUUCGAAAUUUGUAUAUUCAAACCAAUUGACAACACAGUCAAUAGAUUUGAAAGAAAAUACCUCAAAUAGUAUAAGCAAUGUCAUCAUUUUCCAAUGUUGAAAAUCUCUCUCCACAAAUCAUUCGUCAAGUGUCCAAAGAAAUAGCCGAUCUUUGUAAUGAUCCUCCAGAAGGCAUCAAGAUAUUUCCAAAUGAAGAAGAUAUAACCGAUAUACAAGCACAAAUUGAAGGACCUUCUGGGACUCCAUAUGCAGGUGGAUUAUUUCGGAUGAAACUUGUGCUAGGGAAGAAUUUUCCAUCUGAACCUCCAAAAGGAUUCUUUAUAACAAAAAUAUUUCACCCUAAUGUUGCCAGUAAUGGUGAAAUUUGUGUGAACACAUUAAAAAAAGACUGGAAAGCAGAACUAGGGAUUAAACAUAUUUUAUUGACAAUAAAGUGCUUAUUAAUUGUACCCAAUCCUGAGUCUGCAUUAAAUGAAGAAGCAGGAAAACUUUUGCUGGAACAAUAUGAAGACUACUCCAUGAGAGCAAAAUUAUACACCGAAAUACAUGCAAAACCUCCAAAAACUUCAAAAGACACAGCAGGUAUAUUGGAGGAGUCCAGCAGAAACGGACAGGAAGGACCAAUGGCGAAGAAACACGCUGGUGACAAAAAUGUGUUGGACAAGAAAAAAAAAGAAAAGAAAAAGGUCCUAAAGCGGUUAUGACAGAUAGUAUUAGGGAGUGUCAACAUCUCAGAGACUUAAUUAUCACAUCCAUCUCCAUUACAGACUCAUUGCAAGGUUGUUUGAAACAGCAAGCUUCAUUUUCAUAUCGCACUUGUCAUGGUUCAUAAAAAUUGCACACUGGGGGUAGUUUCAUACCGGUGAAUAUAAAUUUAGUUGUAUUGUACAUAUAUUUAUGAUAUUUAAGGUAUAGUUAAACUAUCCCCAGUUACAUGUUGAAAGUGAACCUGUUACCAUAUACAUGUAUGUAGAAUGGUGGUUUUCAAUUUUUGUCAUGAGAGUGUUGUCGGCUUCUGUUUCUUGUGUAUUUGACAUAUUUUAGAAAAGUUGCAUCUUUAAGUUUGUUCCGUAUCAUACAAAUGCCAGAAAAAUGGAUAUAAUAGCAAAAUUCUUUUUACCAAAAUUGAUAUUUUGUAUAUGCCAUUUUGUAUCCCUUUUUACAAUGAAUUGCCCCUGUUUUACAAAGACAUCAUUGCCUAGAUUCUAUGGAAAGGUAGAGUGAAAGUUUAUUUGAAGUGGGUCAUGUCUUUGUAAUGGUGCUCAAAGUACCACUGAGUAUUGAUUUAAUUUUAGAACUUAAUGCCAUUAGUCUGUAUACUACAUUCUGACACUGUAGAAACAACAGUUCUAUUUCUAAAUGUGUACGAUAGAUUAUUUAUUUUAUAAAUGUUAUUUACUUUUAUGUUUUAUCUUUAUUUUACUCUUGCAUGUGCUUUGUGAACAUUUUGUGAUAUUCUCUGUCCCAGAAUUGUGUAAUAUAUAUGAAUAAUAUAUGUCAAAUAAAUGUCAGGAAACAGUCA